GGAGAUUUGCGACACUUGCCGUCGACCUGCGGCAUGAAGCAUGUUGACGCUUGUGUAGCGCAAUGCUAACGCUGGUCAGCUAACAGAGAUUAUGUAGCAUCGGAUUCAGCUUUUUUGCUGAUUUGCUCAGAAAAACGACGCAAUCAGAGCUUCGUCUUUAUGUGAGCGGCCGUCGAGAUGGGCAAGCCGAAGAAGAAGAGUGAGCUCAGCCGGGCUGAACUGAUGAUGAUGACAAUUGCCGAUGUCAUCAAACAGCUGGUGGAGGCUCAUGAGCAAGGGAAAGAUAUUAAUCUUAAUAAAGUGAAGACACAGACCUCAGCAAAGUAUGGCCUCUCAGCACAACCCCGUCUGGUGGACAUCAUUGCCGCAGUGCCGCCCCACUACCGACGGGCCCUCGUGCCAAAGCUGAAAGCUAAGCCCAUCCGCACAGCCAGUGGAAUUGCCGUUGUCGCUGUGAUGUGCAAGCCCCAUCGAUGUCCACAUAUCAGUUUUACUGGCAACAUUUGUGUAUACUGUCCAGGCGGUCCGGACUCUGAUUUUGAAUACUCCACACAGUCUUACACAGGCUAUGAGCCUACGUCUAUGAGGGCCAUCCGGGCCCGCUAUGAUCCGUAUCUACAGACCAGGCACAGAGUGGAACAGUUGAAGCAGCUGGGCCACAGUGUGGAUAAGGUGGAGUUCAUUGUGAUGGGUGGCACGUUCAUGGCCCUGCCUGAGGACUACAGAGACUAUUUCAUCCGCAACCUUCACGACGCGCUGUCGGGACACACAUCCAACAACGUGGCCGAGGCCGUCAGAUACUCUGAGCACAGUAACACCAAGUGUGUGGGGAUCACCAUCGAGACGCGGCCAGACUACUGCCUGAAGCGGCAUCUCAGUGACAUGCUGGCGUACGGCUGCACCAGACUAGAGAUCGGAGUGCAGAGCGUCUAUGAAGAUGUGGCUCGUGACACCAACAGAGGACACACAGUCCGAGCCGUGUGCGAGUCCUUUCAUCUGGCUAAAGACGCUGGCUUUAAGGUGGUGGCCCACAUGAUGCCUGACCUGCCCAAUGUGGGCAUUGAGCGCGACAUUGAGCAGUUCAUAGAGUUUUUUGAGAACCCAGCGUUUCGGCCGGACGGGCUGAAGCUGUACCCUACGCUUGUGAUCCGGGGAACAGGCCUGUAUGAGCUGUGGAAGACGGGUCGAUACAAGAGCUACUCGCCCAGCACCCUGGUUGACUUGGUGGCUCGUAUACUGGCUUUGGUGCCGCCCUGGACCCGAGUGUACCGCGUACAGAGGGACAUCCCCAUGCCACUGGUGAGCUCUGGUGUGGAACAUGGUAACCUGCGAGAGCUGGCAUUGGCCCGAAUGAAGGACAUGGGAACUGAGUGUAGAGACGUAAGAACCCGAGAGGUGGGCAUCCAGGAGAUCCAUCAUAAAGUGCGGCCGUACCAGGUGGAGCUGAUCCGGAGGGACUAUGUGGCUAACGGCAGCUGGGAGACCUUCCUGUCGUACGAGGACCCCGAGCAGGACAUCUUGAUCGGCCUACUGAGGCUCCGUCGCUGCUCUCCGCAGUCCUUCCGGCCCGAGCUGAAGGGCGGGGUGUCCAUCGUGCGUGAGCUGCACGUCUACGGCAGCGUAGUGCCUGUCAGCAGUCGAGACCCCAGCAAGUUCCAGCACCAGGGAUUUGGGAUGAUGCUGAUGGAGGAGGCAGAGAGAAUAGCCAGAGACGAACACGGCUCAAGCAAACUGGCUGUUAUCUCAGGUGUAGGAACUAGGAAUUACUACAGGAAGAUGGGUUACGAGCUGGAGGGGCCGUACAUGGUGAAGCGCUUGGACUGAGAGCUUCACACAGCAGGACAAACAAGGAGAUGAAGAAGAUGCCCCAGAGAGUUUUUAGCGUCUUCUCGGGGAGACUGCAGUUUUUUUGAUAUUUACAGAUUUUGUUAGUCCACUUUUUGCAAGUGAGGUGAGAGAC
This is a messenger RNA of Colossoma macropomum (tambaqui), 1960 nucleotides long. RefSeq names its product elongator acetyltransferase complex subunit 3 (gene elp3). The record is from RefSeq and is a predicted model, not a curated record. Gene Ontology annotation, cellular component: cytoplasm; nucleus; elongator holoenzyme complex. Lineage: Eukaryota; Metazoa; Chordata; Actinopteri; Characiformes; Serrasalmidae. The coding region runs from base 178 to 1824 and encodes 548 amino acids. Gene Ontology annotation, biological process: tRNA wobble base 5-methoxycarbonylmethyl-2-thiouridinylation. The transcript has 15 exons. Gene Ontology annotation, molecular function: iron-sulfur cluster binding; acyltransferase activity, transferring groups other than amino-acyl groups.